GUAAAUUAUCUAACCUACAUUCCAAGUAAAAUUCCUUUCCACGUUUAGAUCAUUAGAUUUUCAAGUAAAUUACGUGGAACUGACAUUUCAAUGUUUAUAUAAAUUUUUGAUGUGACAGCUCGUGGUCUGCUAAAGUCGACAUUUGUUCGAUAGUAUCGAGCUUCUUUGGCAGCUCGAAAGUAAAAUGGCACUCGAUCGUAGAUUAGAAUGUUAUUAGUCAUUCGUUGUGUCGUGUUUAUAAGUAAAUAUCAGCUGAAUGUAUAAAGCGAAACGAAGAGAGAUUCCAUGACGGCGUCUAUCUGACCGAUAUUUUAUAAGUAAGUCCAGCUGAUAAGAAUCUUAUGAAAAAUGGGCCUUUUCCCGAAUUCGUCGCCUUUCGAUGCUGACGUUGAGAAAGCAACGAAUGAAAAAAAUACAUCAGAAGAUUGGGAGAAAAUACUGGAAAUCUGUGAUCGAGUUGGUAAUUCUUCUCAGAAUGCCAAAGAUUGUUUACGUUCUAUCGUUAAAAGAUUAAAUUCGCAAGAUCCACAUAUUGUUAUACAAGCCAUAACAUUAUUGGAUGCAUGCUCAAGUAAUUGUGGAAAAACUUUCCAUCUGGAAAUAGCAUCUAGAGACUUUGAAAAUGAUUUGAAAAAAAUGAUUAAUCAUUCUCAACCUAAGAUUGUGGAAAAAAUAAAAAUACUUUUAAAAAAAUGGGCUGAAGGAGAUUUUAAAACAGAUCCUCAACUUAAUUUGAUUCCAAGUUUAUACAAUAAACUUCGAAAUGAAGGACUUGAUUUUUCUAGUUUAUCAGAGACACCAAAACGUUCCAGCAUUUUAAGUAAAGAUCCAAAUGUAGUAACAAAUUCUCAAGAAGAAGAAGAUCUAGCAAAAGCUAUCGAACUCUCGCUGAAAGAAAAUAAGCCUCAAACAAGUUCUUCUCAUGGUUCACCAGCAUCUAAAAAAAGUACUAGUUUAUAUCCAAGUGUAAGUUCUGCGCUUACUACCUCAAAUACUUCAGAAGGCCGUAAGGUUCGAGCUCUUUAUGACUUUGAGGCAGCUGAAGAUAAUGAGCUAACGUUCUUAACUGGAGAAAUAAUAAAUAUUUUGGACGAUUCUGACCAGAAUUGGUGGAAAGGUAGUAAUCACAGAGGAGAAGGUCUUUUCCCUUCUAAUUUUGUUACUGCGGAUUUAUCAGUGGAACCUGAACAGUUUACAAAGUUAGAGCAUAGUAAUAAAAAAUUAGUUCAGUUUGCUGAAGAAGUAGAGGUAAAAACACUGAAGAGAGAAUUGGAGGUGAUAGAAGUGGAAAUAGAUGAAAAAAAGAUGGAUAGACUUUUACAUUUGUUACAUGAAGCUGAUCCACAGUGUGAUAGUUCGUCUGACCCUCAAGAAAUGCUUGAUUUAGAAGAACAAGUUACUGCAAUGGGUCCAUUGAUUGAUGCAGCUCUAGAAAAAGUCGAUAAACGACACGCUCAACUCACUCAAUUGAGUUCUGAUUUGGUCGAAGCUUUGAAUAUGUAUCAUACAUUAAUGCGGGAGCCUCCUCCUCCAGCACAAUCUAAUUAUACAAUGCCUAAAAUGUCGUCACAUAUCUCUUAUCCAUUUCCUAAUCAGGGACCACCAUCACCAUCUCCUCAUAUGUAUAAUGGAAUGCCAGCACCACAUCAGGUACCUUUCUCAAAUACAGGUGGACCUCCAGGUCCACAUGAAUACAUGGGACCUUCUAGUAUACCAAACAUGGCAUUACCACCUCAUUUUCGUAUACAGCCUGGUCCUCAGCCUCCAACAGGACAUCCACAAGGUCCACCAGUGCCUGAACAAACACAUCCCUACCAACAACAGGGCAGAUUUCCACCUCAAACUGGUCCUGUGCCAGCUCAAUAUGGUCCGCCGGGAUCGACAGGACCUUCGAUUAACCAUCAACCACAAUAUGCUCCAUCGAGUGGGCAACGUAUGAUAUAAGUAAAAAUUACGCGUUGAAAAUUCACAUUCUACUUUAACUCAUGCUGUACAAUAUUACGAUAUUAUAAUUAUUUAAAUAAAAAUAUCCGAAAUAGCCAAAGAAAAUUGGUUUUUAAUGAACGCUUUACGUUUGACUUUGUAUUGAAUUUGGUAUUAUGUAAGCUUGUAUUUGUAGAUAUACACGGCAGUGCAUAUACAAAAGCGCGUAAGAACAAGUAAUUUAUUUAGUCUCUUUGAGCAUUUUCAUAUUAGAUUGUAAUUUUGGCUUUUUGAUAUACUUAUGUAUUGUGUUUGAAUAAUCUAAUUCUUUAAAGCAUUCCACAUUUUAAAUUUCAUUAUGUUCUAUCAUUUAAAUAAAUGUUAGUGUUAUGAUUCGAUACUGUGAUAUUUGGAAGAACAUUUAUUGGUUACAAAAGUAUUUCCAAAAUAAAUGCUUGAAAUUUUUAUCACGAAAGAGAAUAAUGUGAAAUUAAUAAGAUUUGAAAACUGUAUUUCAAAAAUCCUUAAUACAGAUGUUGAAUUAAAUGAUUGUAAUAUCUUGUGUAUAUGUUUUUACAAUAGAAGUAACAUUAUAUAAAAAGUGACAGUGUAUCGAUGAAGUGCUGCUACUAAAUGUAUCUUUGUUUUUAUUCUAUUUCAUGUAUUCUUUGUACAUUAUAACUAUACUUUAAGAAAGAACGUAUUGCAUUGAAGCAUACAGAAGCAUUGAAAAUAAAUUAUCAAUGUUAUUUACGCAUUAUUGGAAAGAAAAUUUUCACGAUCUGGUCUAGUCUCUUCACUGUACAUAUAAUAAGAUUAAUUCCUAUUAACGGUUAAAUGAGUUGUCAUAAACAAAUUUUUAUGGAAUGUUGAUACAUUGUAUUCGCGUAAUACUAUUUUUACCGUCACAAUUAAAAGCCUUAUAUCUUUGUCAAAAAAGAAAGAAAAUAAAGUAAAAUAGCACUUUUAAGAUAGUACUUCUUUUGUAGCUACGAAUAUAAUUAAACAUACGAAUAAACUUGUUGACAUUUUUGGCUAUUUGACAAAACGUAGAACACAUAGCUGUGAUUGUGCAAUAUUUGUAAGAAAUGCGAAUUAUACAAAAUAGACAAAGGAAGCAUAACGAGUAAAAUAAAAUAACGCGUUAUGAAUAAUUCUAUAAUAGAAGUAUAAACACAUUUUAUGUGAACUAUAUAAAAAUCUAUGAAUUAAAUCUAAUGCAAGCGACAGAAUAUGUCGAUAAUUUGCAACAAUCGUAGACCAAGCAUGAGGUUUUACAUACAGUGUUAUUAAAUGAUCGUACGUUUUGAUAGAUUUUCUGAAAAACAAAUAUAAUGUACACUGUAUACUAUAUUUCAUAGCCCCAUUAAACUAUCAUUAUUUACGAUAUAAAAAAACAACUCACAUUGAUUCGCAUAUGUAUAUUCAUUAGACAUAGUAAAAAAUUAGAAGUAUUGAAUAAUUGUAAAUUAUGUAAAUAUAAUGUAGUAGAUCCUUCAUGUACCACAAUACUCAAUAUGUGUUAAAUAGUAUUAAUGUAAUAUUUUCUAAUGAAUAAUCAGUUUUUAAUCAUUUACAAAUGAAUACAUUAAAAAUUAGACACAUGGUGUAAUCGUUUGAUAAAAAAAAAAAAGAACAAAAAGAAUUUUAACGACAUGCUUUCACUAAUUUUGUAUUGAUCAUUUUAUGAUUUUGUAAUUUUUUAUCAGAAAAUAUAUAUUCUCCGUAUAUGA
Molecule: messenger RNA, 3656 nt
Organism: Vespula vulgaris
Lineage: Eukaryota; Metazoa; Arthropoda; Insecta; Hymenoptera; Vespidae
Gene: Stam
Product: signal transducing adapter molecule 1
Exons: 10
Coding region: 349-1944 (531 amino acids)
Biological process (GO): protein transport to vacuole involved in ubiquitin-dependent protein catabolic process via the multivesicular body sorting pathway
Cellular component (GO): ESCRT-0 complex
Molecular function (GO): ubiquitin binding; phosphatidylinositol binding
Source: RefSeq, a predicted model, not a curated record